AUGCAGAAACUGCUGAGCCCUUCGGCUUCUUCUUCUUCUUCUUCAACUUCGCUGCCCUUCCUAUCCAUAUUUCCCAAAGUUUCAAACUUUCUACCAAUGUCAGCAGCACCGCCUCCUCCUCCUCCUCCUGCUUAUUCCCUCUCCGACAAGAAAAAGCUCUUCGCAGCCCUUAGGCCCCAUCUUUCUUCCCGCUACCUCCCGCUUUCUUCCAAUACUUUCUGUGCCUGUAGGCUAAGUCUAACCCCCACCCCCACCCGGAAUGACAUCCCUCUUCUCCCUAACUACUCCCCAAACCGCUCCUUGUUUUCGGCUUCUCACGGCUCCUUUAUUACCCACUCUCACCCUCUUCACGAUGCUUCUGCAGAUAUCAGCCACGCAGUGGAGACCAAACCCUUUAACUUUAGGUUAAAUAGGAGGCAAAAGGGUUCUACUACUUCUUCCUCUCCUACUCCUUCAAAUCCUGAUUUGUUGGCCAUUCCCGGUGUGGGUCCCAGAAAUUUCAGAAAGCUCGUUCAGAAAGGUAUCGCUGGUGUUGCCCAACUCAAGCAACUCUACAAGGAUAAGUUCUUUGGCAAAUCGAGUGACAAGAUGGUCGAGUAUCUACAGAGUUCAGUUGGGAUAAUCCACAAGAACCAUGCUGAAAGUAUAACUACUUUCAUUAAAAAAAGUGUUGAUGAGGAGUUGGAAGACAAUUCCUCUCCGCAGCCUCAGCAGAAGAAGCGCUUAACAUUCUGUGUAGAGGGUAAUAUUAGCGUUGGCAAGACUACCUUCCUUCAGAGAAUAGCGAAUGAAACGAUUGAAUUGCGUGACCUUGUUGAGGUGGUUCCUGAACCCAUUAACAAGUGGCAGGAUGUUGGACCUGACCACUUCAAUAUUUUGGAUGCUUUUUAUGCGGAGCCACAAAGGUAUGCCUACACAUUUCAGAACUAUGUAUUUGUUACGAGGGUGAUGCAGGAAAGAGAGUCAUCUGGUGGAAUCAAGCCUCUUCGCUUGAUGGAGAGGAGUGUUUUCAGUGACAGAAUGGUUUUUGUGCGAGCUGUUCAUGAAGCCAAUUGGAUGAAUGAGAUGGAGAUCAGUAUUUAUGACUCGUGGUUUGAUCCUGUGGUGUCCACGUUGCCUGGACUUAUUCCUGAUGGUUUUAUCUAUCUUAGGGCAAGUCCUGAUACUUGCCAUAAGAGAAUGAUGUUAAGGAAGAGAGAAGAAGAAGGUGGAGUCACCCUGGACUAUCUCUGUGACCUCCACGAAAAGCAUGAAAGCUGGUUAUUUCCCUUCCAAAGUGGUAAUCAUGGAAUUUUAUCAGUCAAUAAACUACCCCAUCAUGUUGAUAACUCUUUACACCCUGAUAUAAGAGACCGUGUUUUUUAUCUGGAGGGUGGUCACAUGCAUUCAAGCAUUCAGAAGGUUCCUGCAUUGGUUCUGGAUUGUGAACCCAAUAUUGAUUUCAGCAAAGAUAUUGAGGCAAAGAGGCAAUAUGCACGCCAAGUUGCAGAGUUUUUUGAAUUUGUAAAGAAAAAGAAUGAGGUUCCAUCUAAAGAAGGUGUUGAAGGUGCUAGAAGUAGCCAAGCCCAACCACAGGUGCUGCUACCUCAUGAGGGUGGACUGUGGCUACCAGAUGGAACGCCUUUUCCUCAGGAAGCCCUCAAACCUUUGGACUUCAGACGAGCAAUGUCAUUCAUGUCUGGCUAG
This is a messenger RNA of Sphenostylis stenocarpa, 1686 nucleotides long. The record is from the annotation of a GenBank genome assembly. Lineage: Eukaryota; Viridiplantae; Streptophyta; Magnoliopsida; Fabales; Fabaceae.